Messenger RNA from Diprion similis, 2373 nucleotides. Its product is annotated as zinc finger MYM-type protein 1-like. The record is from RefSeq and is a predicted model, not a curated record. The transcript is spliced from 4 exons. The coding region runs from base 1 to 2373 and encodes 790 amino acids. Lineage: Eukaryota; Metazoa; Arthropoda; Insecta; Hymenoptera; Diprionidae.
AUGGAACGUAAAAAAAAAUCCGGGUGCAACUCAUCAAGAGGUGAAACUGAUGUACCCUCCUCCUCUACCUCUUCUGAAUCAAAUCCUAUAACCGGUACUAUUGUACCAGGAAACUCCUCCACUACCAAUGGCGACGCCGACGAACAACCGAUACGAAAACUUCGGAAAUUAGACAUAAAUCCUGCAAAUUUUGAACGACCAGAACAAUCUGAGUCCACAAAUCAAAUAUGUAAGCGUAUUUUGUCUGAUCCGGUGACUUGGGUAUCAGUUACUGAUCCAACUAUGCGACAGUUAAUUCUGGAAAAGGGCGUCGAACAAAUCACAGACUAUGAUUUUCCAGUAGAAAAUGGGAGACGUUUUAACCCCAAUUAUUAUACUCGCACGCUAAAUAACGGUGAAAAAACAACCAGACCCUGGUUAAUUUAUUCGAAAGAUACAAAUAAAAUAUAUUGCUUGUGUUGUCUAUUAUUUUCCAAGAUGAUUUUAACCCAAUGGCCAACUAUGGGCUCGUGCAAUUGGAAACAUUUGUCGCGGGAUUUAGUUGCUCACGAGAAGUCAGCCAGACAUAUUACUGCUUUCAAAGAUUGGAAGGAGUUUGACCAUCGUUUAAAAGUAGGGACAGCCAUUGAUGCGCAUCAUCAACGUAUCAUAAACCAAGAGGCUGCGCACUGGCAAAACGUUUUGCAUCGAAUCGCAAGCAUUAUACAGUACCUAGCCGGACAAUCCCUUGCCCUGCGAGGUAGCUCAGAUCGUUCGUACGAUCGAGACAAUGGUAAUUUUCUGAAACUCAUUGAAUUAUUCUCCAAGUUUGAUCCAGUCAUGGCUAAUCAUCUCGCACGCAUUCGCAAUGAGGAAUCCCGAUACCAUUACUUAAGUAAUACUAUCCAAAACGAAAUAAUUUUAUUAAUUUCGUCAAAGAUACGAGAAAUCUUGAUUAAAAAAAUUCAGUGCGCAAAGUAUUACUCGAUCAUAUUACACUGUACCCCUGAUAAAAGUCAUAUUGAGCAAAUAUCUAUUAUCGUACGAAUUGUGGAAUAUGACGAUGAAGUGAAGAAAUUUGAAAUCCGGGAGCAUUUUUUGGGAUUCAUUCUUGUCACUGAUACCACAGGCAAAGGUUUAACUGAGCGCAUAAUUAGCGAGUUAGAAUCUUUGAGCAUUCCGAUUUCAGAUAUGCGUGGUCAAGGAUAUGAUAACGGGGCAAAUAUGAGGGGAAAACACUCGGGUGUUCAACGCAGAAUUUUGGAUAUAAAUCCCCGCGCGUUUUUCGUACAGUGUUCGGCUCAUACAUUAAACCUCGUGGUUUGUGAUGCUGCUUCUGCCACUGAAGAAAUCACCGGCUUUUUUAAUGUUAUUCAGAAGGUUUAUGUUUUCUUCUCCAGCUCGCCUGGUCGAUGGGAUGUAUUAAAAAACCAUACCUCAUCACUUACUUUGAAGGCUGUUAGUGAUACCCGUUGGGAAAGCAGGAUUGACGCAAUAAAACCAUUACGUAAUAAUGUUGCGGAAAUUUAUGAUGCGCUUCUGGAAAUAUCUAUGGAUACAGAUAGAGCUGUUCAAGUGCAACACGAAGCUAAGUGCUUAGCCCAAUCUUUACAAAAUUUCAAAUUCAUAUGCAGUUUGAUCAUCUGGUAUAAUGUUCUUGAUAAAAUAAACACUGCUUCAAAAAUGAUGCAGGAUCCUUCAUUGAACAUUUUUGAUUGCUGCCAGAUGCUUCAGAAAACUAUUGAGACUUUCAAACAAUAUCGAACUGAGGAAAGCUUCUCUGUAGUACUGCAGGAAGCAACGAAACUGGCAGCUGAUUUAGAAAUUGAACCUCUAUUUCCGGCAGAAAAUACAGUGCGAGUUCGACGUAAAAAACGUCUAUUUGAUUAUGAAACUACAGAUGAACCAAUUACAGAUCCAAAACAGAAAUUCAAGACGGAAUUUUUUUUCCAUAUACUCGAUACUACAGUAACUUCAAUGCAGGAAAGAUUUCAGCCUUUAGAAGCGCAUGGCAACAAAUUCAUAUUUAUCUACAACAUCCACGAGUUGAAGUCCCUCUCUAAAGAUCAAGGAGAAAACAUGGAUGUGGAUGGAAUCGAUCUUUGCGAUGAACUGAUUAACUUGGCUGCUAUCUUGCCUUCGAAACUGACACCCAUUGGAGUUUUAAACUUUAUAGCAAGAACCGAAUUGCAAACGAUUUUUCCAAAUGUCAUCGUAGCAUUGCGAAUAUGGCUAACCCUACCCGUUAGCGUGGCAUCCGGGGAGCGCACUUUUUCUAAAUUGAAGCUGAGGCCCCUAGCGAGACUUAUUGUUGUUAAUAUGAAACUGCUGACAGUGCAGGACAAAAAACCCAUGAAAUAUAUUUUUCAAGACGGAAAGGGGAGUUCGCAAUGA